Ostrea edulis (European flat oyster) is the source of this 3219-nucleotide messenger RNA. RefSeq lists its product as uncharacterized. The record is from RefSeq and is a predicted model, not a curated record. The coding region runs from base 1167 to 1772 and encodes 201 amino acids. NCBI's taxonomy places the organism in Eukaryota, Metazoa, Mollusca, Bivalvia, Ostreida, Ostreidae. The transcript has 4 exons.
AACCGACAGGUAAAAAACGGGGCCAAUAGCCGGGGCCGGGUUUUAGUUACUACAUGUACCGUACUUCGUAGGGAGGGGCACAUAAAGUAAAAUGUGAUGACAUACUCCAUAUUUUAAAAAAAAAUCGAUUUUUGAAAUCGUAAAUAUGCUCUCUAUGAAGAAAAUAAUCAUUACAUGAUAUACUCUUGCAAUAUCAUAUUGGUUUAAAAAUCUUUCUCUGUCCGUCAUCAGCCACAAAAAUUCGAGAAUAUCAACAAUUUAUGGAUCGGUAUACAUCGAUGUACUAGCUCGUUGUGACUCACUCAAUCACCAUUAUAUGUUGAGAGCUAUCCUUAUGGUGAAAUUUCAAAUUAUUUUUAGACCUGAGUGCAGGGAUAUAAAAUCCACAAACUUAAGUGUUUAUAUAAACGGGAAAUUUAUGAAUCCUGGUACUCAUUUUUGAUACAGUCUAAAGAUAUGUUGUGUCGAUGUUCUUCGAGAGUAUGGAAAAUUAAUGUCAAAGUCACGAAGUAUUCGCUUCGAGGUAGGGUAUGGACCGUGAUUUUCUGAUCAUAUGCAGAUAAUUACAGAAAUUUCUUUGAACAGUAAGCAAGUGCUCAAGAAUUUAAGUAUUUAAUGUGAAAUAAAAUACCACAACGCACAAAUGGAAUAUGCGGCUAAUGUAAGAUAUUUUUCUUCUCGAUUAUUCCUUUGUGCAAAAUAUCAAUCUUCGAUAAAAAAUAAUUAGAAUUCAUCGAAAUGUUUACAACUGUACACAAAGAUCAGCAUUUAUUCUAGGAAUAUUACUACUAUCAGACCUUGCUGCACAAAUCUCCUCUGUGUUGUCUGAAAGCACUGACAGACUCGGUCGAUUCUCGUCCUAUGCCUUAGUGAGGUACAAGCGCUCAUACUCAUACACGGCAGAAAAUCUAGAAAAUGGCUCGUAUUUUCACAAGUCCAGUGUAUCGUGACAUGAACUCUCCCCCGUUCUUCGUCCGGAAUCCAUGAUUCGUUGACUCAUGUUUAAACACUGAUAAAAAUAUUUUAUUUGCACUUGUUACAGGUGUUGCCUCGUGUCGUGUGUCAUUUUAAAUGCAUAUACAUUGUAGGUGCUCGUGAUGAAACGGUAGACGGUAUUGUCGCAGUGUUUUUACAUACCUCUAGUGGAGUAUAAUCCGGAAAACAGUAUGAGAAUAUUAUGUCGAGGAUGUUCAUUUCUGGAUUGUCUACUUAAGACAUAUAUGUUUUUAGAGAUCAUAAUAGUUACCUGCCAUGUGUCCGUAACAGAUGCAAAUGUCUGCACUGGAACCUGCGAUGACAAGAUAUAUGAUAUUCAAACUGGUUGCAAAGAAUACGACGAUAGGGUGACGAAAUAUGAAACAGAAUUAGAUUCUAGUCACAACAAUACAAACUUAUGUCGAAGCCUGGUUGACUUUCUCUUGUGUGUUGGGAAUAUUGCUCCGGUGUGCCUAGAUAAAAUUAUAGAAGUAAAAAGCCCAUACUUCCACAGUCCUCACGACUGUCAUUUCAGUGACGAGGAAUAUUCUGAAAUUCAGCGCUACAAAUCUUGUAAACAUCUCCAUCAAUCUACUACCGCCAGUAGUAUAACUUACCCCACUCUACCUAGUCGGACCUAUGAAUCCAACGCGUCUUCGGUCACAUUCCAAACUUCAAGACCAACUAACCAACAACACAAGGAGUCCAACUCUUCCAGGAAUUUACAUUUCAGUCAUGAGACAUUCGUGAUUAGCGUACUCCUGUUUUUCGCAGCAGGCCUAGAGUAUCAAAGUUGAGAAACCAAAACAUGUCAUAACAUAUGUUUAUUACGUUAUGUGUUUAACAAAGAGAUGGAUAUGUUAUAUAACGUCUUUCAGAUUGCCAAACCUUCGAAAUGUGACUGAUUGUUUAAUUGCUAGUAUAAAUCCUUCUGUACAAAUGUAAAUACUAGUAUAUCAAAGUCCACAUUACUUUUGCCAUAAAUGUUUUUAUAUUUCAGUAUUAUAUCAGAGCAUUUAGCUACAUGUUUUAAAGACCGAGGUCUCAAAUUGUCUUUCCUCGCUCCAGUGAAGUUUUAUUAGUAUGGGUCAGGCCUGGAGGUUAUAAAGCGUUAUCGUACUCAUACUCAAACUGGUUUUGAGUACAACUCUGAGCAAGCUUCAAUGCAUACUCGAAAAAUCUUGAGCAUGUACUGCAUUUGAGUGUGAAAAUGAUUUUUUAUAAAAGUUCUAUAACCUUCACUUCUGAGUAUGAGUGCGAUUUAGAGCACGGAGUUGGAGUUUGAAAACGUGCUCAAACAAGUUUUAACUUCCAGGCCAAAUGUUUUGGAAGGAUACCUACAUGUAUUUGAUUGAGUGUAAAAUUGUGUGUAUGUUUCGUUGUUUUCAUGUAGUACAAUGCGUUUCCUGUAUUUUUCUUGUUUUAUGGUUUGUAUCGGUUGUGAAUUUCAUCUUCCUGUAAAUAUCAAGUUGUUGAUCUGCUAAUUCUUACAUUCCACUUUUUAAAAAAAGGUUUAUAUGGACAGUACGGUAAAUAUAGACAGUAGUAAUGUUUUCCAGCCAUGGAUUUGUUUUGCUUCCGGUUUUUAUUACAAAAGCUAUUACACCGUGUUUCAAAUGGGUUUUCAGUCUUUGAAAAUCUCUGCGUUGAACACAAUCAAAGAAUAAUGGCUUCAUUUGUAACGCAUGAAGCGACCAUAGAGGCGUAAUAAUGUGAUAAGGUUUUUAAUAUUCUUCUCGAAUAGAAAUUCUGACGUUUUGCUCCGUUGACAUUUUCUACUUUAAGUGUCAAUUUGCUCGGAAGACGCCUUCUUUGAAAUAAUUAAGACUUAGAUUAACCAAGAGUUUUUGUUGAUAAAUUGGAUAAAAAAGAAAAGAAAUUAGAACUGUUUAAUGGCCGACGCCGUCGCUUAUCUAAUACUAUUGUAUGUAUGCUUAGAUAAGUCAUUUAUAUUGUUGAGACAAUCACUUUUUGAUUUGUGAUAUAUUUGUUUAUCGUUAUGUGGCAGCUUCGAUAUGAAACACCAAUGAAUAUAUUAUAUAUGAAAGCUUACAUGUAUAUGAAUAAAUUCAUACGAUAUUUUGUAAAUCCUGAUUUGAGUGAUCUGCUGUUGGGUGCGAUGGCUGACAGGGUACUAGAAUAUUUGUGAGAUAUUUGUGUUCGGAUGAAAGUUUUGAGAAUAUGUGCUUUGUGAAUAUGUUCUAUUUAAAAUUUUGUUCCAUAAAUAAAAGGUGCUUUAUUUUU